AUGGCAAGUGGAGCGACCUCAUCGGCCAGAGAGACGUUGUCUCUACCCACAGCCUCGCACCCGGGCGGAUCCAGCUCCGGUUCAAAUGUUCUGGAUCGCGUCUCCUCACUUGCUGGAGGACUCAAGAAGAGGAUGUCACGCAGCUCUGCCGCCCUGAGCCAUCAGCACACCCCGGAAUGGUGGAAGAUCCGUAUCUUUCAGGGCAUGAUCCACGACAUCCGCCGUCGAGCUCCGUUUUAUUGGAGUGAUUGGGUAGAUGCUUGGGAUUAUCGAGUUGUGCCUGCUACUGUGUACAUGUACUUUGCCAAUAUCCUACCUGCCUUGGCUUUCUCCCUCGACAUGUUCACGAAGACUCACAUGCAGUAUGGUGUCAACGAGGUACUUCUCGCCUCUGUACUUGGCUCAGUUGUCUUCUCGUUUCUGGCUUGCCAGCCACUUGUGAUUGUUGGAGUCACGGGUCCCAUCACUGUGUUCAAUUACACUGUUUUCGAUAUCAUGAAUCCUACUGGGACAAACUACUUGGCUUUUAUGUGCUGGAUUGGCCUAUGGUCUCUGGUUUUGCACUGGAUUCUCGCCAUAACAAACUCUUGCAACUGGCUGCGAUACGUCACGCGGUUUCCGUGUGAUAUCUUUGGGUUCUACGUUGCCUUUAUCUAUCUCCAGAAAGGCAUUCAAGUUCUGACUAGGCUUGGCUCCGAAGAGCCAUUCUACCUGUCUAUCAUGAUCUCUCUUCUGGUCUUCAUGGUGGCGUACAUCUGCGGAGAACUGGGCAAGAGCAGUCUUUUCCAUCACCAUGUCCGGGUUUUCCUAAAGGACUACGGUACUCCCCUCACCGUCGUGUUCUUCUCCGGUUUCGUUCAUAUUGGAAGAAUGAGCAACGUUCCCCUGGAGAAUCUCCCAACAAGCACGUCUUUCUUCCCCACCGCAGAUAGGGGCUGGUUCAUCCAUUUCUGGGAUAUUAGAGUGUCUGACAUCUUUCUUGCUAUUCCCUUUGCGAUACUGCUCACUAUCCUGUUCUGGUUCGACCACAACGUAUCGUCAUUAAUAGCACAGGGAACUGAGUUUCCUUUGAAGAAGCCCGCAGGCUUUCACUGGGAUCUCUUCCUUCUCGGCCUUACAACCGGAGUGGCGGGCCUUUUGGGUCUGCCCUUCCCUAACGGACUCAUCCCUCAAGCUCCGUUUCACACUGAAUCGCUCUGCGUGACCAAGGUUGUCCUCGACGCGGACGAAGGUGGAGAGAACAAGGGCCACUACGAGUUCAAGGCGACCCAUGUCGUGGAGCAGCGCGUGUCCAAUUUGGCCCAAGGGCUUCUCACUCUUGGCACCAUGUCUGGACCGCUCCUGGUUGUCCUCCAUCUCAUCCCUCAGGGCGUUCUGGCAGGACUCUUCUUCAUCAUGGGCUUCCAAGCCCUUGAGGCCAACGGCAUAACAGCGAAGAUCCUCUUCUUGCUGCGAGAUGUGUCACUCACGCCUGGUGGCCACCCGCUCAAACAAAUACCUCGGCGCCCAGCGGUCUGGCUCUUUGUUGGCGUGGAGCUAAUAGGUUUCGGCGCCACGUUUGCAAUUACGCAGACCGUCGCAGCCGUUGGCUUUCCCAUCUUCAUUUUGCUUCUCAUACCCGUGCGGGCAAUGCUGCUUCCGCGUUGGUUCACGCCGCAAGAGCUGUCAAUUCUCGACGGACCUACCGCCAGCCCCUUUACUAUGGAGAGUGUUGGUGGGACGUAUGGUGGCGAAGACGUGUUGGAUGCAAAUGACAAUUCACCCGAGGACACAGACAACGGUAAGGGCGGUGUGGAGAGCAGCGGGGGUCUGUUUCGAAGCGGCGAGAACACGGCGAUGGGUAGCGAGGCACCCUCGGUCAGGGGUGAUCAGUACGGUAGGAGGAGCGAAGAGGACCUGGCGGAGCUCGGUGAGAACCGAGGAACAACAUCGACAUCGGGUGGGACGAGGAGGAGGAAUAGUGCGGUUGGUCGAGAUAGAAGGGAUGAUGAUGGUGAGGCGAUAGAGAUGAAUAGACUACCGGUCAAUAGACGAGUCGAGGCUUAA
Phaeoacremonium minimum UCRPA7 is the source of this 2046-nucleotide messenger RNA. Its product is annotated as putative anion exchange protein 4 protein. Gene Ontology annotation, biological process: monoatomic ion homeostasis; transmembrane transport; monoatomic anion transport. The transcript is spliced from 5 exons. The record is from RefSeq and is a predicted model, not a curated record. NCBI's taxonomy places the organism in Eukaryota, Fungi, Ascomycota, Sordariomycetes, Togniniales, Togniniaceae. The coding region runs from base 1 to 2046 and encodes 681 amino acids. Gene Ontology annotation, molecular function: solute:inorganic anion antiporter activity; borate efflux transmembrane transporter activity. Gene Ontology annotation, cellular component: fungal-type vacuole; plasma membrane.